AUGACUCCGUAUUCGAAUCACGGCCACAAAUCUUUCGUGCGGUGUUCACGAAUGCGUCAAGUUCACGUCCUCGAGAGAAAUUUGUUGAAGCAUAUGUUUGCUUUGAGGCGGGCCACCGGUUGGCUGGGAUGAUUAAUUCUCAGCCAGCCUUUGCCCACUCGAUAUCUUUACAUCGGGUAACCGAUCCAUCGAUCACGCCGAAUGUCCUUUGACUGCUCUUCUUGCAUUCAAUCAACGGAACGCCUUGAUCACCCUGAACAUCGUGAUGUGUAGAUCAGUAUAGGGAAGUAGAACCAUAUUUAAAAACUUCAACUGUUUGCAGGAUCACGUUGAUAUUCGUUGGUCUUCAUCAGAGUGAAGCCUUGAGGUGGUGUUUCAUGCUUUAUAUAUAUCCUUCCUUUCAGAUGUAGGAGUGCUGACCAAAUUCUCGCCAAUGUUAUCGCCAAGAUACCCGUCAAUGGAGCUUGUGGAUAUUGCUUCACAAUAUAGGAAGCUAGGCUAUCUUGCUGCAGGUGUUGCUGCCGUAUGGCUUUGGGACUUCAUGACGGCUUUCCUGGACUAUGUGCGCCUGCUUGCGACACGUCGUAUAUCGUUGACCGAUGUGACGUAUAUCGCAGCUCGCAUAUCAUCAGCAGGGUCUCUCAUUGCGGCACUCGUUCAAUUAGUUGCAUCUCCCGAUGAUUGCGACUUAAAGUCUCGAGCUGUCAAUUGGUUCGCAGCAAUCGCUCUGCCAUGUAAUUCUUUGCUUUUCUUCCUUCGCGUCAGAGCCGUCUUCCGCGAAUCGCGUCUCAUCGUUGGUGUCUUCGCUCUUCUAUGGCUUUCUACCUUCACGACAAUCACCAUACCACUGAGCUCGCAUGGAAUCAUGUUGGAGACCAUACGAGUGUGCUCAAAUUCUACGUUACAGUCUUACGACUCUAUAGGGUUUGUCGCAGUAGCGGUUUUUGACACCUUGGUCCUUAUCGCCAUAUCCGUCCGAGUCCUAUCCGGGAGUAUGGCGAUUUCAUGGAGCGAAAGAUGCCGGUCCCUCCUGAGCGGAAAGGGUUUGGGCACCGUGUCGAGAAUACUUCUUCAAACGGGACAGCUAUACUAUUUGGCGACUGUCGGGGUCAACAUUGCCAUGGCCAUCCUCAUCUUCACCUCGGAAUCCGAAGCCGUACAGGUCGGCGUUGCUAUUGUCGGUGUUGCAUUGCAGAAUAUCAUGGCAUGCAAAGUAUAUCGCCUUUUGAAGCUAGGGCUUAUUGAAACUCUGCCUUUGGGAAUGUGGACUGUCCGUUUGCCAACUGAAGUGGAGUUAGCUGUUAUGCCUACAGUUAAUGUGAACAUUGCUCACGAGGAUAUGGGAAGAACUACAGAUGACAAUAAGUGGGGGUUAAAUGAAAUUGUAUAACUGCGAGACAAAACUUGUACAUUACAGACAUUUGCGGAAUGAUAGGCCACUUUGGCGAAAAAUCCAGU
This is a messenger RNA of Somion occarium, 1458 nucleotides long. NCBI's taxonomy places the organism in Eukaryota, Fungi, Basidiomycota, Agaricomycetes, Polyporales, Cerrenaceae. The record is from the annotation of a GenBank genome assembly.